AUGCUGACCGAGCUUCGCCUUCGGGCGACUGGGCGUGCCGAAACUCGCCAGGAAGUCCUCGAUGAGGCCGACGAGAUCAUGAGCUAUAUCCAAGCUCUCCUACAAUCGAACCCUAUCCUAUGCAGACGUGAUUCCAGGGUGCCAGUUUUCCAGCUAGUCAAGCAUAGACUGGUCGAGCUUAUAGGACAUAUGGCUAGCCUCCGGGCCGAGGAAAGACACGAUCGUGAAUUAGAACGGACACUGUGGAGCCAAGUUCAAUAA
Penicillium samsonianum is the source of this 261-nucleotide messenger RNA. RefSeq lists its product as uncharacterized. Bases 1 to 261 code for a protein of 86 amino acids. The transcript has a single exon. Lineage: Eukaryota; Fungi; Ascomycota; Eurotiomycetes; Eurotiales; Aspergillaceae. The record is from RefSeq and is a predicted model, not a curated record.